Molecule: messenger RNA, 3110 nt
Organism: Lethenteron reissneri (Far Eastern brook lamprey)
Lineage: Eukaryota; Metazoa; Chordata; Hyperoartia; Petromyzontiformes; Petromyzontidae
Source: RefSeq, a predicted model, not a curated record
GAGCUGCCGAACAGAUGUUGCAAUUCCGCAAUUUCCUGAGUGCAUGUAGCGAGCAGUGAGUCCAAGUUCCCCAUCGUGGUCACGGAGUGGAGCUGAGACUCGCAGAGGAGUUCACAGACGGGAGCGUCGAUCCACAUAAUAAGAGCUCGCAAACUCCAGACAGCACCCCCUGCGUCACAACAUUGGGGAUGAUCAUCAGUUACACUGGAACGGCGCAUUCAGGGGACGCCAAUUUGUUUAACGAACCGAUAAUUAUCACUGCUGCUGGUGGUGGCUUAUAUUUCUGUAGCAAUCGAUCAUCAUUUGAGUUCCACGGCUCGCCUCCACGUGUGGAGAAUUGCUACCGAUUAAGAUUACAAGCCAGAGGAAGCGUCGUCUCGUUUUAAUCGGUGACUGAACAGCUGCGAUGGCCGUGGAUUUAACGACCUCUGUGCCAGCAAUCAUCAUCAUCAUCGCCGUGGUGAUUUCAGGAGUCAUUGCUGCUGAUGAUGAUGAGAAGACGAAGACCGUGUGUGAGAAGGAGCUCUCUCAUUGCUCCAAGGAGUAUAACGUGUGCGGGGUUGAGGGGGACGAUCUGCUAGUCAGAUGCCCACUGCCUCCAAACACGGGCCUCCCAGAUUGGAUACUCGUGCAACUAAUACAGCUACCUCCAGCAGCUGCAGAAACCAUAGUUGGCAACUACCACAGCAGUGAUCCAAGUGCCAAAUCAACCAACUUGUCCUUUGAGUUCACCGCUCUUGAAAUGAACUCUGCUAUGUUUGUUGCCCGGAAUGCAAACACAACACAGGGUGGAGACUACCGCUGUGAAGUGUUGAGCAGCAGAAGGAAUAGCGAUAUACAAACACAUUUUCAAGUUAAGCUCUACAAAGCCCUGUCUGUGUCUGUAGAGAGAGAUGUCUCAGCUAAUGAGCGAGGUAACAUCACUCUGUGGUGCAACAUCACGCGACCAGAGCAUGAGGAGCGUGUGUGUGGUGUCACAUGGACACUCCCCUCUACAUCGGUGACCGUGAGCCUCAACAAUGCACAAUUCAAGGACUCACAAGUCUCGAGCGGUGUGCAACAACUGGGCUACGUGAUGUACGAUGGACACUUGGACCUUAGGGAUGGCUCCAGCUAUCUGACACUCUAUAACGUUACACGAGCACACGGUGGAAAUUACUCAUGUGUUAUCAACACCACCGGCUCGAGAGGAACCGCAACUGGACGUCUUUGGAUUACUUCACCCAGCACUACUGGACUUUCAGGCUGCAUCGUGUCUGCUCUGGCCUUGCUCUGUGUUUCUUUGUUCAUCCUUGGUGCCUCCAUCCUGAGUACACUGCGGUUUUUACGGCAGCAGCCGAAUAAAGUGAAGGCCCAGGAUUGUGUCGAGUGAACGGGACAGCAACAAAGAGACACCAAGGAGUAUCGACACUCGGCUGUUAGAGACCACUGACGCAAUUCAAGAAAGAUGAAUCUGACAUCAUAUCACCUUUAGGAAACAUGAUGGCCACGUUCGUUCAAAAAAUUGCCGAGUUAAACUCAGAAUAAAUGCAUUGCAAAUGUUCCCUUCUAUUUUAAUGAAUCAGUCUACGACGGAUGCUGUGCUUAAUCUCCACUGACUUGCAAAACUGCACCGUGUUCGAUCGCCCACCACAUGUCGCUUACAUUGAUUUGAAGGCAGCCUUUGACUCUGAACCAUUCACACUGUAGUCCUCCAACAUUUACCAAACAAUGCAAGAAAAUUUAUACAAUGAUUCAUGGCAGAAAACAAAAGUCUAGAACCUGGGCUCUGGACCUCCAGAAGCACCCUGUAUAAUGAACGGCAAUGCUGCCAAAGCAGUGGAAGAAUGUAUCUACCUAUCAUCCGCACACUGACCGGCAAUGGACAAUGUAAACCUGAUUUCAUGCGCCGGAUCGGACUGGCCUUAAGAAUAAUGAAUGGUCUGAACCGCAUCUUGUCCCAGAAACGUUUAAAUCUGGGCAACAAAUAGAGAGUUUACUAGUACUGUUUUUGUCAGUUUUGUUGUAUGGUGCCGAGCCCUGGACAAUGCUUCAAGCUGAUUGGAUCAGCUGCAGUCAUUCCACAUGCAAUUUCAAAGACACUUUCUUGGCAUCCGAUGGUUCCACUUCGUCAGAAAUGUCACCAUUGUGUCUGCGACCGGUCUUUUAAUGGCCUCAAUCUAUGCUCAUCGCCUGACACAAGCGCCAUGGUGAUGUCACCGCCACUUAGUGGCGAAUGGCGGUUGUUGUUAGUGAUUGAGAUCUUAAUUCGAGGAUGAUGGUUGUCACUUUUUGGACGCUUCGCCCGUCUUGAUGCGCACUCGAGCAAAUUGUGGACUUCAGUUGGUGGUUGACGUUCGAAGUGGACUGCGACCCUCAAAGGAAUGGCAUCGCCCCUGUGAUAAGUGAAUCAAACAAAUCACGCGCGACACUGGUAUUGGCAGCAAGAGCACUUAAUGAAAAUGCCGUCGCAAGAGGUCACACGUUUUGGUGUGAUGGUGCUUCUCUGACUAUGCGUGAUGAAUGCAUGGAUUUAAAUCAUUCCUUCUACGGGAAGUUAAAUGUCCGAGCCUGUCAGAGCUCUAUUGAGGGAUCCUCUGAAGAAAAGACUGAACCCAUAAAUAAAUAACAAAACGCAUAUUGGAUUCAAUUUCAGAAUUAAACAUCUACUUUUGAUACUCUUUAUCAUUAUAUCAUCUCCUCACAGAUGGUUGCCCAGUGACCUUAAUCACUUUUAUCCACUGAAUCUAAAUACUGCGCAAAAAGCCAACUACCAUCUGAACAGUUUGUAGAUUACAACGUUUUACCAGGACAGUCCAUAAUUCAGCUGUUAUUAUUGAAAUGACCUUCGAGUUCUAUGGCAAGUCCAGCAAGGCGUGAUCUCUGUGGCAAUUAUAACCAACAUAGCGCCAAAUGAUCGUAAACUGUCUCAUGCACAUUAUUCACAAAUGGUGCGGGUAGAAAGUAAUACAAAUUGUAAACAUAGAGCAAAAAAAAAUGUAUGAACAUGAUUAAAAUGCUUAGUACGGUUGGCUACAUACGAUUUGAAAGAAGUUCAACAUGCAAAAUGUCCGUAAUAUAAAAAUAAACAGUUGUCACCUGGGUUUUAUAUUCAGUCUAUGAAAUGCUAU